Messenger RNA from Protopolystoma xenopodis, 744 nucleotides. Lineage: Eukaryota; Metazoa; Platyhelminthes; Monogenea; Polystomatidea; Polystomatidae. The record is from the annotation of a GenBank genome assembly.
AUGAAGUCAAAGUACGGCGACCCUCAUCCCUGUUCUAUAUGUAUGCUGCUAAUGUCUUUUGGUAACGCGUUGGUUUGUCAGCGAUGCUUGCACUAUAAGAAUCGUUUUGGUGAGCCCAGAGAAUGUCAGAAUUGUGGGCAACCAUCAGCAUUUGUAAAGGAUGAGGAAAGUCGCCAGAAAGUUAAUGGGCAGAUUCUUUGCUGGGUAUGCACUUAUAACUUCAAGCUUGCUCGAUCUCGUGAACAAUCUGAGCAUGGUAGCCUAAGGAAAAAACAUAGCCAUGGGCACCAGGGAAGGCGAACUGAAAAAAUGUACUCAGCUGCAUUAUUCUUUAUUUGUAUAAUUUUAUCGCGUUUUAGGCCCGAGGGUUCAUUUGCCAAACGUUCUAGAACGAUGGAAGAAUUUUCACGAAAUUCUUCGUCGUUAGAUGACUCACUGGGACAUCAUGUGGGCGGCAUUCCCAACACUGCUUUAGGUGUUGGGCAGAUUCCCGCCCCUGUACAAGCUUAUAACAUGGAUUCUGUAUACAACGAGCAUAUUCUGACUAUCAGUCGACUGCAGGAUGAAAUUAAAAAUUUGAAGAAGCAACUCAGCCAAAAAUCUGCUGAUAUGAUUGCAAAAGAUCGAGUUAUUGCAGAUCUUAAAUCAGAUAUUUUCACCAAAGAAUGUGCUCAACGCGAUAAAAUGUCACGAAUACAGCAUGAAAUGGAGAACGAAACUGAAAAGCUUUCGGCGUUCGAUUAA